This is a messenger RNA of Moesziomyces antarcticus, 1197 nucleotides long. RefSeq lists its product as uncharacterized. The record is from RefSeq and is a predicted model, not a curated record. The transcript has a single exon. NCBI's taxonomy places the organism in Eukaryota, Fungi, Basidiomycota, Ustilaginomycetes, Ustilaginales, Ustilaginaceae. The coding region runs from base 1 to 1197 and encodes 398 amino acids.
AUGUCAUUCACCACUCCAGCCGUGCGCUGGCAAGAUACGGUGGCGUCGCAUCUCCCGCAGCCACUCAAGGAUUCAGGAGUGCCGCCGCAGUACUUUGUGCUUGUGCCCGCCACGCUGCUGGCGGUGCUGCUCACGUACACGCUCACACGAUCCUCGUCCAAGUCGGCAGCACACCUGGUCAGCGCUGGCGGCUCUACGGACGACGAGUAUACGACAAAGCGGUCGCACAACCGCGCGUCGACCGUGGUGCUGGUGGGGCUGAGCGAGACGGGCAAGACGUCGCUCUUCUCGUCGCUAGUAUACCAGACCACGCCCGCGACGCUUCCAUCACAAAAGCUUUCGCAGGGCAUCGUUGCGCCAUCUUCGCUCGACGGAGGACUGAAGCCGGUGACGCUUGUGGAUGUGCCCGGGCACGCGCGUCUGCGGCCGUUGGUGGACGAGCAUCUGUCGCAGGCGGACGGGCUGGUGAUCUGUGUGGAUGCAGUCAUGGCGUCAAAGACGAGCCUCUCGUCGCGCCCGGGCGACGCCGAGUCGAUCACAGACGUCGCGGACCUGAUCCACGCCACACUUACCGCGCUCGCCAAGCAGCGUGCGCGGUCGUCGUCGCGCACAGCCCCACCGUCGGUGCUGGUGCUCUUCACACGCGCCGAUCUAUCGCCCCUCCUCGGCGGCGCCGGCGCAGGCACGGACGCGGCCAAAGACGACAAGCGCCGUGCACAGCUGCUUGCACGCUGCCGCACCGCGCUCGAGUCGGAACUCGGCCAGCGCCGCGCCAACAUGGGGCUCGGCACCCGCCGUGCGGGCAACGUAAAAAUCGCCGGGCUCGGCAAGGUGGCUGAAGCCGACGACGUGGUCGCCAGCGGCGGCGUAUUCGGCUGGAUCAGGAGCAAGCUCGGUCUCGGUGCCUCGGGCAGUAACGUUUCGGCAGAUGCGCAGGAGGAGGACGACGAGCACGACGACGAGGUGGUCGACUACAUUGACUGGGCCGCGGCGCAGCGCGCGCAGGCCUCGGACGGCACCGGCAUCGGCGCGGCCGGAUUCAGCCUCGAAAGGCUCGACGAGCAGGUCGUGUUUGGCGGCAAACUCGAUGUGGCGCUCGCGAGUGUCGGCAAGGUGCGAUCGUGGGCCCAAGAUGCCACGCCCGACACUGACCCCCUCGCCGAUUUCAAGACAUGGAUCGCCGACCUGCAAAGCUAG